GCGAGUUGUCAAUGUGAUCGUGUGUCGUUAUCGUUUCUCUUGAGGAGACGUAAUCGUCGUCUCCUCUCAGAUUGACGAAUUCAACGAGUCUUCAGUCACUUUUUAUGAUUUACGGAUCGCACAGAGCUACAGAGUCAGCAACCACCACGGGGAUCGCUUGGCUUCACAAUAUCACCAUUCAAGGUGAAAUGAGCAGUAGCGGUGGAUUCGGCGUCGGUGUCGGCGUCGCCGGCGGACCGACCCUCGCGGCCGCUCAGCAAGGUCAAGGAGUGGCCGCCCUUAUGGUGAUGCUUGCCGUUCUCUGCUUCAUCUUUGCGUAUUGCUGUUGGGGUGCGCCCUUCUGCCGAUCCUUAUGCAGACGACAUUGCUGCUGUCGUCUGGAAGAUCCUGAUCCGGAUCCACGAUUCGGCGGCAGCGACCAGGCCAUGGUAGCAACGCCGACAAUCAUCCUCCUGCCGCAUGGCAGAAUGCUUGUUGUUGAUGGCACAAUUUUCACUCAGUUCCAGACUGAUCCUACAGGUUUAGACUUGGUGGAACUUGGCGAUAGUGUGUUGCGCGCUCAGAGAAAUCCACGAAGUGUAAAUCGUCAUCAGUUACAGAGCAGUCAAGGCAGUAUCCUCGAAAUGGAUGCUGAAACACCUAGUAAAGACAGCUUAGGUUCCAUCGGAUGUUUCCCACCACCUACUUACGAGAGUAUUUACGGUAAAGAGGAAACUGACAUGCCUCCUUCUUAUUCUGACAUCCUUUUACACAGAUUCGCUAAUUUACCGCAUGAAAUUGAUAUGCAUGGUUACUGUCGUGAUGGCAAAGAAGAGAUUGAGAUGCAGAGUCUAGACAACUGUCCGCAUAUCAUUGGUAAUCCAUUAAAUUCGAUACCUGGAUAUCAUCCUUAUGCCACGGUGACGAGUCUGUCUAGUCUACAAAGCUACCCGCGACGGAACGUUUCGCGCAAUCCGUCCAUUAUCAGCAAUCCAUUAGACAACUUUUACGUGGACAACGAGCUUAGUCUCUAUCGACUCAGUCGGGAGACGAUGCCACGAGUCUCUAGUAACGAUGCGAACCUCGAGACCUUCCGUGUGUCUCACGACGAGAUAUCUUUCCGUGUUCCGCUCGACGAGAACGAGAAUCAUCGACACGCAAGCCGUAACAAUUAUCAAGUCGCCGGCAAUGAGCUGAUGAAUACGAGGAAUCGCGCCCGCAGCGCUUCCAGGUUGAGCCAGGAUAGUCGCAGGAGUUCAUUGAAUCGCGAUCCCGGAGACCAACAUCAAGUUUUCGUCAGGUUGCCUGAUCCCGAAGAGAUCGAGGCUGCACGAGAUAGACGUAUCGAAGAAGAUCAGCGAUCUCGAAUGUAUCGCGAGGAUCAGGACGUGAGGAAUCUGCAUCUUGAUCAUCCUCAAUUGCAAGAUGAGAUCAAUCGCAACAUUGUUGAGGAUGAUCCCAGGUACUUUGCGAGGAACAGGCGGCUGGAGAAUGAAGACAGGAAUCAGGACGAAGCUGAGGUAGCUCAAUAUCCUGACGAGGAGGCUGGAAAUUUCGGCGCGCUCGCCGAUAUUCGCGAGAGUAGAGUGUAA
Messenger RNA from Cyphomyrmex costatus, 1571 nucleotides. RefSeq lists its product as uncharacterized. Lineage: Eukaryota; Metazoa; Arthropoda; Insecta; Hymenoptera; Formicidae. The record is from RefSeq and is a predicted model, not a curated record. Bases 105 to 1571 code for a protein of 488 amino acids. The transcript has 4 exons.